UCGUGGGCGGAGCUGGAUCGGUCUAAUAGGUGAGCGCCUCGAGACAACACACAUAUAGAUAUCUCAUCUCCCAAGCAUGGAGAAAAUAACGAACGCUCUCACCCACAUUAAUAGAUUGAAAUUUAAAAUCUGUCUUACUUUACUUCUUGGACUGGUUUCACUCAACGGCUCCCAAGCCUAUCUCGACCGUACAUUUUUCGCAGCUAACCAUCGGUCUCUCGAGAAUGUCAAUUUCUUAGCGAAGAAGUUCAAUUCAGCUGUGCUCUGUGUGAGUUACUGUCACUCUGAACAUGAAUGCAAAUCAGUAAACUACCGUCUGAAAGAUCAACGAUGUGAGCUGAAUAAUGCCACCAAAGACAAGCAUCCUGAUAACUUUGUCGUCAAGUAUGGCAAGGUGUACUAUGACGAUGAUGUGAACACCCCUCACUCCUCCCUUUUUGUAGGAAGUACUUGUAACGAGCUCCUUGAGGCAGGUUUUGAGAGCGGUAUCUACACUAUCUUUCCCAGUGGGUUCCCGGAGGGUCUCAGGGUCUACUGUGACAUGACAACCACUGGAGGAGGAUGGAUCGUCAUUCAAAGGCGCCUAGAUGGGAGCGUUGACUUCUACCGGGACUGGGCGGACUACCGGGCAGGUUUUGGCAACUUGACGGGUGAGUUUUGGAUUGGAAACGAUAACCUACGCGCCUUGACCGAGUCGGAAGGGACAUGGCAGUUUCGCGCUGAUUUAGAAGACUGGAACGGAGGAAAACUUUGGUCAGAGUAUGGUGUUUUUCGAGUCCACGGAGAGAACUUUGCGCUCCAUAGAGAUGCACAAACCGGUGAACAGAUUCAUUCUUCUUAUGACAAUGUAUUAUUUAGCACAAAGGACAGGGACAAUGACUUCAAAUCCGUAGUACACUGUGCCCAAGAACGUAAAGGAGGUUGGUGGUACGCACGGUGCUACAACGCUAACUUAAACGGCGUGUAUUAUGACGUAGAGAGGGUGAAAGCUAUUGAAGGAAUAACACUGUUCAAGGGGAAUGGUGUAUAUUCCAACACAUUGAAAACAUGUAGCAUGAAAAUUCGCCGUGUAGCGUAAAGUUAAUGACAAAUAUUUAAGUAUGAUUUAAAACGGCAUGGAAAGGUAUACGGUAGCACGUAAUGACUAUAUCUCUAAUGAGUGGGGGUGGUUCUGAAAAAAACCGUGGGUUUUAACUCCAGGUUUCG
Messenger RNA from Asterias rubens (European starfish), 1206 nucleotides. RefSeq names its product ficolin-2-like. The coding region runs from base 77 to 1078 and encodes 333 amino acids. Lineage: Eukaryota; Metazoa; Echinodermata; Asteroidea; Forcipulatida; Asteriidae. The transcript has a single exon. The record is from RefSeq and is a predicted model, not a curated record.